AUGAUCUUAAGAACACAGCCCAUGUAUCAGGUGUUUGACGCUCUGCGGGUCUUUCUUCAAGAAAAUAAGGCAGAAGAACUCUAUAGAGUUGAAUUUGCUACCUUCCGAAGUCGUUUUUUCCUCUAUAUGCCGAUAGAGCUUACUCAAAGGAAAAUCCCGAAUCAAGUCAAAAAGCAGCUCGUCGAGCGGAUGCUUGCCGAGUACAAAAAGAAUCCUCUUUCUGCGUCUGAUAUCAACCUUCGCAUUAUCCCUCCUGCGGGGACUUAUGGAAGAGAAGUACGACUACGCUUUCUUUCUUUACUCGAAGAAGCUUCAGCGAUGAACAAUGAGGAAAAAGCUGUGGCUUUUCUGAUCAGAAAAUUUGUUCCCCAAACCUUCACAGAUAAGAAAAAAGUAGACAAGUGGAUAGUCCUCAAAAUUCUGAAACGGAUCCUCAAAAGCAUUCUACGCCGACUUGCGUGUCUGGACUCUCUGAUCGAUGCAGCUUUGAAGACGCAGACAGAAUUGAUCUGUGUCGAUGACAAAAGUACUGAUUCAAGUCUCGCUAUCCUUGAAGAGUACGCGGCGGCUUAUCCUGCGGUAGUGCGGAUUGUUCGACAUGAAGAAAAUCGAGGAGUAGCCGCAGCGCGCAAUAGCGGUUUAAAGAUCGCUAGAGCUGAGUACCUCGCUUUCAUCGAUGGAGAUGAUCUCGUUGUUCCUCAUUAUCUCGACGUGAGCCUAGGCAUUGUGGAAAAAUAUCAGCCCGAUAUGGUUCUUUUUUCUUUUUCGUCCUUUGACAACGUGCGUGGAUGUGAUGAACAUGGCGGUCUUCUCUGGCCUCAUGUGAAUUUUACCAACGAAUAUGGGAAUUUUUCCCUUGAAGGACUUGUCACAAAAAGUGAGGAUCUUCGAAAACUCGUCUUUCUUGAUUCCCAACACAUUUGGGUUCGUAUCUUUCAUCGCAAGCUUUUUUUUGAUCAUGAUAUUUUUUUCCCCGAAGGUUUCAUCAACUUCCAGGAUGGUGCGACAGUUCCACGACUCAGCUUUUUCGCCAAAAGCAUCUAUGUGAUGAAUCACUAUAUGCCCAUCCUCUAUAGGACGAAUGUUCCGACAAGUUUGAGUUUUCAAGGUUUCGAUACCAUUCGCAGAAGAACACACUUCACUUAUCAGGCUUUUGACCUUCUGCAGACCUUUCUUCAAGAAAAUAAGGCAGAAGAACUCUAUAGAGUUGAAUUUGCUACCUUUCGAAGUCGUUAUUUCCUCUAUAUGCCGCUAGAGCUUGCUCGAAGAAAAAUCCCGAAUCAAGUCAAAAAGCAGCUCGUCGAGCGGAUGCUUGCCGAGUACAAAAAGAAUCCUCUUUCUGCGUCUGAUAUCAACCUUGAAACUAUCCCUCCUAGGGAGACUUAUGGAAGAGAAGUACGACUACGCUUUCUUUCUUUACUCGAAGAAGCUUCAGCGAUGAACAAUGAGGAAAAAGCUGUGGCUUUUCUGAUCAGAAAAUUUGUUCCCCAAACCUUCACAGAUAAGAAAAAAGUAGACAAGUGGAUAGUCCUCAAAAUUCUGAAACGGAUCUUCAAAAGCAUUCUACGCCGACUUGACCGCGAGAGGCACAGAGGAGAAAUAUUAAUGUCCUCAAAAUUAAGUAUUGUUAUACCCGUCUAUAACAUCGAAAAAUACAUCAAAGCAUGUCUGGACUCUCUGAUCCAUGCGGCUUUAAAGACGCAGACAGAAUUGAUCUGUGUCGAUGACAAAAGUACUGAUUCAAGUCUCGCUAUCCUUGAAGAGUACGCGGCGGCGUAUCCUACGGUGGUGCGGAUUGUUCGACAUGAACAAAAUCGAGGUCUUUCCGCAGCACGCAAUAGCGGUUUAAAGAUCGCUAGAGCUGAGUACCUCGCUUUCAUCGAUGGAGAUGAUCUCGUUGCUCCUCAUUAUCUCGAGGUCAGUCUGGGCAUCUUGGAAAAAUAUCAGCCUGAUAUGGUUCUUUUUUCUUUUGCGGCUUUCGACAACGAGGGUGGAUGUAAUAAAAAUGGCGGCCUUCUCUGGCCCCGUAUCAAUUUUACGAACCACUAUGGGAAUUUUUCCCUUGAAGGACUUGUCACAAAAAACCGCGAGAGGCACAGAGGAGAAAUAUUAAUGUCCUCAAAAUUAAGUAUUAUUAUACCUGUCUAUAACAUCGAAAAAUACAUCAAAGCGUGUCUGGACUCUCUGAUCCAUGCGGCCGAAGAGACGCAGACAGAAUUGAUCUGUGUCGAUGACAAAAGUACUGAUUCAAGUCUCGCUAUCCUUGAAGAGUACGCGGCGGCUUAUCCUGCGGUAGUGCGGAUUGUUCGGCAUGAACAAAAUCGAGGUCUUUCCGCAGCACGCAACUCAGGUUUAAAGAUCGCUAGAGCUGAGUACCUCGCUUUCAUCGAUGGAGAUGAUCUCGUUGCUCCUCAUUAUCUCGAG
Molecule: messenger RNA, 2424 nt
Organism: Darwinula stevensoni
Lineage: Eukaryota; Metazoa; Arthropoda; Ostracoda; Podocopida; Darwinulidae
Source: the annotation of a GenBank genome assembly